AUGCAAGGUUCGAGAGACUUUGGUGCCCAGCUAUUCUGUGCUAUGCUGAGAGGAGUGGGUGUUGAUACACGCUUGGUUUGUUCCCUUCAGACUCUGCCAUUUACUGGCGUGGCCAAAGGAGAGUCUCCCAAAAAGCGAACAAAAGGAUACAUAGUCGUAUCUGAAGAUGAUGAUUCAAGUUCUAGCCUAAUUUCUCCCCUAGACGAUUCACCACACUCUGACUCUCCAUUUCCAGUUUUCUGGGUUGAAGUAUUUAAUCAUGCAAUGCAGAAAUGGGUAUGUGUUGAUCCGCUGGUUACAAAUACCGUGGGGAAACCUGCGCUAUUUGAACCACCCGCAAGUGAUAAAUACAAUAACAUGAAUUACGUAAUUGCGUUCAAUGAAGAUGGUUUCGCCCGAGAUGUCACCCGGCGAUACGUGAAGUCGUUCAACUCAAAAACAAGAAAAGCCCGAGUUGAAUCUACCAAAGAAGGAGAAAAAUGGUGGAACCAUACCAUGCACGCGCUUGAGUCACCAAUCCCAGAGGACCGGGACCAACUAGAGCUUGGAGAAUUGACAGCCAAGGCGGCAAGUGAAGGUAUGCCUAAGAGUGUGCAGGACUUCAAAAAUCACCCUGUAUAUGCUCUAGAACAGCAUCUGCGGUGGAAUGAGGUUAUAUAUCCAAAGCGGGAGAUUGGAAAAGUUGGGCUGAGUAAGCUAUCACUGAACAAGAAAGCUCCGCCGUUGGAAUCUGUAUACCGCCGGACAGAUGUACAUUCCGUCAAGAGUGCGGAUGGCUGGUACCGACAGGGGCGUAAAGUCAAGGCUGGAGAACAGCCGCUGAAGAGAGUCAAAGCGCGAGGCCAAAUGCGCCAGCAUAUCUUCAACCCUGAUGAAGAAGCCCCUGAGACACCCAUGUAUGCCGCCUAUCAGACAGAGCUCUAUAUUCCAGAGCCAGUCCUUGACGGGAAGGUACCAAGAAAUGAGUAUGGGAAUAUUGAUGUAUAUAUACCUUCUAUGGUCCCGCGGGGGGGAUUCCACCUCAGACAUCCGGAUGCUGCUGAAGCAGCUAAGUUAUUACGCAUUGAUUAUGCUGAUGCAGUUGUUGGCUUCAAGUUCAAAAAGCGACACGGUACAGCUGUCAUAGACGGAAUUGUUGCUGCCACUGAGUACCGAGAAGCUCUCGAAGCCAUUAUUUCGGGCAUUAACGAUGAAAGGCAACAGGCUGAAGAAACCCGCCGGACUAUGGCUGCUCUUCACAUGUGGAAACUGUUUUUGAUCAAGCUCCGAGUCCUUGAGCGGGUGAACAGUUACAGAGUUGAAGGGGAUGAUAGUCGAGGAGACAUGGUGCAAGGCGCACAAGAAGCGGAAGAACAAGGAGGCGGAUUCCUACCCGAAAAUGACCCUGUUGGCCAGAUGAUAUCUUCUGCCAACGACUCUAUAGACGACCCGUACAUCCUGUAUGAAUCGGUAGAAACCAGCGGGAAUUUAGAGGAAAGCAUUGGUGGUGGCUUUUUGCCGGAACCGGAAAUACCACAGCAAACCUCUACAGGGGAUAUGGCUCAUGGGUUCUUGCGGGAAAGAGAACCUGUAGUGUCUGCCUCUCAUCCUCGAUAUACUCUAGCUGUCGUUCCUGAACAAGACCACACCCGGCGACACCUGUCUGUCAUUUCGACCGGGCCUGAACGGCAAGAUAACGUGGAACCUGGAAGCUCUCAACCUGCAGAUGGUACCCGCUCAGCUCCUAUGACAGUUGAUUCCCCUGAAAGAGAGGUCUCGGGACUGCCUGAGCUAGUACAUGUCGAUUCUGACAGCGAUAUAGACCGCAGCUCCAUGAUAUCUCACGACCCCGAGGAUGAUGAUGCGGAGCCAGAGUGGCUGCUGUCUGAUUAA
Trichophyton verrucosum HKI 0517 is the source of this 1872-nucleotide messenger RNA. Its product is annotated as DNA repair protein Rad4, putative. The coding region runs from base 1 to 1872 and encodes 623 amino acids. The record is from RefSeq and is a predicted model, not a curated record. Gene Ontology annotation, cellular component: nucleus; XPC complex; cytoplasm. Gene Ontology annotation, biological process: mismatch repair; nucleotide-excision repair. NCBI's taxonomy places the organism in Eukaryota, Fungi, Ascomycota, Eurotiomycetes, Onygenales, Arthrodermataceae. The transcript is spliced from 2 exons. Gene Ontology annotation, molecular function: single-stranded DNA binding; damaged DNA binding.